CGCCGCUGUUGCCGCUCCCUACGCCCGGCGGACCCUGCCCCUCUGAAGUCCAUCUCCACUCACUCCGCUCCAUUCAAAGUGCUGAGAUCCGAGUGGGAGCCACGUCCAGCAGCCUCCUCCUGUACAGCAGAACACACGCCUGAAACUGAAGACAGCGUGGAAAGGAAGGGCUUCAGGAGCCACUCCACACCGCAAGAAUCGCUCCUGGGAUCCUAAUUUUUCUUUUUGUCCAUAAAGUGGAUUUUAGGACACCGGGGAGCAAGUCCUGCAGAGAUAAAGAGUGGGGGCACCUGCAGCCAAAAUGGAGGUGAAGACAUCACUUCUAGACAACAUGAUUGGGGUGGGGGACAUGGUCCUCCUGGAGCCCCUGUCUGAGGACUCGUUCAUCGACAACCUGAAGAACCGCUUUGACCACAAUGAGAUCUACACGUACAUUGGCAGUGUGGUGAUCUCUAUGAACCCCUACCGGUCCCUGCCCAUCUACACGCCCGACAAAGUGGAGGAGUAUCGCAACAGAAACUUCUACGAGCUCAGUCCACACAUUUACGCGUUGGCAGAUGAGGCCUACCGUUCACUGAGGGACCAGGACAAGGACCAGUGCAUCCUCAUUACAGGAGAGAGCGGGGCUGGGAAAACUGAGGCCAGUAAGCUGGUGAUGUCAUAUGUGGCAGCGGUGUGUGGGAGGGGCCAGGAGGUGAACAAGGUCAAGGAGCAGCUGCUGCAGUCCAAUCCCGUCCUGGAGGCUUUUGGAAAUGCCAAAACAGUGAGGAAUGAUAACUCGUCCCGAUUUGGAAAGUACAUGGACAUUGAGUUUGACUUCAAAGGAGAUCCUCUGGGUGGAGUCAUCAGCAACUAUCUGCUGGAGAAGUCGCGUGUGGUGAAACAGCCACGGGGAGAGAGGAAUUUCCACAUCUUCUAUCAGCUCUUGUCCGGAGCCUCUGACGACACGCUCAAGAAGUUGAAGCUGCACCGGGAUUUCAGCAAGUAUAACUACCUGAGCCUGGACUCGGCUGCGGUCAACGGGCUGGAUGAUGCUGCCAAUUUCAGGACAGUCAGAAACGCCAUGCAGAUCGUGGGCUUCAUGGAGGAUGAGGUGCAGUCGGUGAUGGAGCUGGUGGCGGCCGUGCUGAAGCUCGGCAACAUCGAGUUCAAGCCCGAGUCGCGCUGCAACGGCACCGACGAGAGUCGCAUCAAAGACAAAAAUGAUUUGAAGGAGAUGUGCGAGCUGCUGGGGAUCGAACAGUCGGUGCUCGAGAGGGCCUUCAGCUACCGCACGGUGGAGGCCAAGCUGGAAAAAGUCUCCACCACACUGAAUGUGUCUCAGGCGUACUAUGCCAGAGAUGCCCUCGCCAAAAAUCUAUACAGUCGUCUGUUUAGUUGGCUUGUUACGAGGAUCAACGAAAGCAUCAAAGCGCAAGCUAAGACUCGGCACAAGGUCAUGGGUGUACUGGACAUCUAUGGCUUUGAGAUAUUUGAGGACAACAGCUUCGAGCAGUUUAUCAUCAACUACUGCAACGAGAAGCUGCAGCAGAUCUUCAUCGAGCUGACCCUGCGCGAGGAGCAGGAGGAAUAUAUCCGAGAGGACAUCGAGUGGACUAAUAUUGAGUAUUUCAACAACGCUAUCAUCUGCGACCUCAUUGAAAAUAACCAAAAUGGCAUCUUGGCCAUGUUGGAUGAGGAGUGCCUGAGGCCUGGGACGGUCACAGAUGAGACGUUCCUGGACAAACUGAACACUAUCUGUGCCGAGCACCAGCACUUUGAGAGUCGCCUUAGCAAGAAUUCCAAGUUUCUCACAGACCACAGUCUGCCGCACAAUUGUUUCCGGAUCCAGCACUAUGCCGGCAAGGUGCUGUACCGCGCUGAAGGAUUUGUGGACAAGAAUAACGACCUCUUAUACCGAGACCUCUCGCAGGCCAUGUACAAGGCUAACCAAAGCCUCAUCAAACAGCUGUUCCCUGAAGGUAACCCUGCCAAAGUCAACCUGAAGAGACCACCGACUGCUGGAUUCCAGUUCAAAGCGUCGGUGGGCACACUGAUGAGGAACCUGCAGACGAAGAACCCAAACUACAUCCGCUGCAUCAAACCCAAUGACAAGAAGGCGUCCCACAUCUUCACCGAGUCUCUGGUGCGUCAUCAGGUGCGCUACCUGGGCCUGAUGGAGAACGUCCGCGUGCGGAGAGCAGGCUAUGCCUUCCGCCAGCCGUACGAGCCCUGCCUAGAACGCUACAAAAUGCUCUGCAAGCGAACUUGGCCCCAUUGGAGAGGACCGACCAGGGAAGGAGUGGAGGUCUUGAUGUCUGGCCUUCCGGUUCCAACAGAAGAGUUCUCCUACGGCCGCUCCAAGAUCUUCAUCAGAAACCCAAGAACGCUCUUCUUCCUGGAGGAAAGGAGGAGGCAAUGCCUGCAAGACCUGGCCACUCUCAUUCAGAAGAUCUACCGUGGCUGGAAGUGCCGCACCCACUUCCUGCUGCUGAAAAAGAGUCAGAUUGUGGUGGCAGCGUGGUACCGCCGAUAUGCGCAACAAAAGAAGUACCAGAAGAUCAAGAGUGCCACCACUGUGGUGCAGUCGUACACCAGAGGAUGGCAGGCCCGCAAACUUCUCAGAGAGCUGAAAUAUCAGAAGAGAUGUGAAGAGGCAGUGACCACCAUCGCAGCCUACUGGCACGGCACCCAGGCUCGGACGGAGCUCAGACGUCUAAAACAAGAAGUGCGGAAUAAACACGCUGUGACAGUAAUUUGGGCAUACUGGCAGGGAACCAAGGCCCGGAGAGAACUGCAUCAGCUGAAGGAGGAGGCGAGGAAUAAACAUGCCGUGUCGGUCAUUUGGGCCGGCUGGCAGGGCACCAAGGCUCGCAGGGAGCUGAGGAGACUGAAGGAGGAGGCCCGGCGUAAGCAUGCUGUCGCUGUGAUUUGGGCCUACUGGCAGGGACUCAAGAUCCGCAGAGAGUACAGGAAGUUCUUCAGGGCAAAUGCAGGCAAGAAGAUCUAUGACUUCACCGUCCAGAGGAUUAUGCAAAAGUACUUCCUGGGCCUGAAGAGAACCUUACCUUCCAUGUCACCCAUAGACAAGAACUGGCCCGCACGGCCUUAUCUCUUCCUGGAUGGAGUCCACACAGAGCUUAGGAGAAUCUUCCAUCUCUGGAGGUGCAAGAAAUACAGGAGUCGGUUCACGGAGGAGAAGAAGGUAGUGUAUGAGGAGAAGCUGGAGGCAAGUGAGAUCUUCAAGGAUAAAAAGACUCUCUACCCAAGCAGUGUGAGUCAGCCCUUCAGAGGAGACUACCUGGAGAUCAGCAAGAACCCCAAGUACCAGAAACUCAACAGUGCCAUGGAGGAGAAGGUCCUGCUGGCUGACGUGGUUAACAAGAUCAACAGAGCUAAUGGCAAGGGAACGCCUCGUAUCUUCCUGCUGACUAAGAAGAGGUUCAUCCUGGCCGACCAGAAGACGGGCCAGCUGAAGGCCAGCGUCCCUCUGCCGGACGUCACUAGUGUGUCAGUGAGCACACAGAGCGACGGCUUCUUUGCUCUCAAACUCAAAGAGGGCUCAGUGUCAGCUGUCAAGGGAGAUUUCUUACUCAGCAGUGAGCACUUGAUCGAGACCAUCACCCAACUCCACCGCAUCGGGGCCGCGGCUGGUGACAAAGAGCAGCUCAAAGUCGACAUCUCAGACGAGUUCGUGGUGCAGUUCAAGCACGACAAAGUAUGUGUGAAGUUCAUCCCGGGGUCUCCCAAGAAUGGCAACGGCGUGUCCUGCAAGCGCAAGAACAACCGCCUGCUGGAGGUGUCGGUGCCCUUAACGGCAUAGUGGAGACCCCUUACAGUUUGGGAGCAAUUAUACAUAAAAAACACCACCCACUCCGCAAAGUCUGGUCUCAUGAACCACCACAAUCACCACCCCAGUGCCCACCCUGAGUCUAAAAAUGACAGUGCAGUUAUUUGGCAUGUUGUGUUGUUGAUUUUCCUUCAGUCUCUUCUUUUCAGAUUUACUAUGGCACCACUAUAGCUGUAAUCAUGUGCCUCUUGUUUGGCAAAGAAAGCCUGUGUACAGGUUGCAUGCCACAGAAAAUUGGUAAAAUGUUUCACUGGUGUAUUUGUGGAACUGGAGUCAAGAGUUGAAGACGGGUGAGUAGAAAAUCUUUGUGGAGCACGACGGAGACCAGCGGUGAUCUUGAUGGUGAUUGUUCCGCCUGCUCGGUUAUUCAGUCUUCAGAUAAAAAUGUUAUUAGAGAGAAACUUGUGUGACAAGCUCCAGCCCCAACUGGCCUUAAGGCUUUAAGCGCGUUGCUUAAAAUUUGCGACAAACUAGGAACUUUUGGGCUCGGCCUGUUUUUCAGAGUUAAUUUCUCCGAAUAAAACAAAAACUGCACUUGUUUUCACCUCAGCGUAACCAAAAGAGGACCUGAAAGUGAAUUUGAUUGUAUGAUGUUCUAUUUUUAUGUAUUUUUCUCUGACUAAAAAAAAGAAGAAGAAAAAAGCACAGCGGCUCGUUGAGAAUUCAAAUGUAAUUUUUUCCAGAUUAUUGUGAAACCACUUUUUGUAUCUGUCAUUCCGAUGUGCCAUUGGACAGGUCGCAUGACUUGUCAUAUGUCAGUGUACAAAUACAAACCCUACAGGUGACGAAUGAGCCCACUUAAUCACAGAUAUUGACAAAUUUCAAUGCCAAAAACAAUUGAAUAUGGGGCCAUAGCAACCUAUCAGGGCCAUCGAUUUGAUAGCACUGCACAUGUGAUGAAUUUCAGUUCCCUAACAGCCGUGUAUGAAUGCAAAAAUCAUCUCACUUCAUGUGGGAACACACCUGACAGUGGCAGUAUAGACAUUCCAGUGGAAAGUGAAACCCUUGAUGCAGAUGUAUUUGUGUGCAAUAAAUAACAUUCUUUUUCUCAGUUAUUCUCUUCCAAACCGUAAGAACCCAAAGCAGUCGCCCUCACUGUACUAUAGGCUGUACAUAUAGUUUCUUUAGGUUGUGGCCCCGGCAUGAACAAAGGGGUUUCUUUAGUAUCCUUAUUUUUAUUGCUGUGUUAGUGAAAUGGCUGGUAUAUUUUUUUUUUGCCACUUCGGCUUGAGUUAUUGUCGUGCUUUGGCCUUUCUCUCUCUAAUGUAUUUUCUUUUCAAGGUGAAAGACCAAAUAUCACGUUUUCACAUGACCAUGGAUUCUUGAUGUAUCUUAAAGACAUUGAUCCGUCUCCACUUUUGCAACUGUCUAGUACGCUCGUAUAAAAAAAAAAAUUGGUACGCAUAUAUUUACACACAAGCCAAAUUUGAUUAUAAAAGAAACAUGAGUGCUCUAUAUUCAGGUAUGUUGACUAUAAUAAUGUGUAUUUUGGUGUACUGGUAAUUGGGCAUUGUACUAUUGGUAUACAAGUCAACCAGUUGUGUGUUUUUUUGUCUUUCUGGCAACGAUGUAAGGGUAUCUAACAACCAAAUCUGGUCUAGUCUUUUUUUUUUUUAAUCCAAACUAUCUUGGUUUGUUUGUUUGUUUUCUGUAUUUAAUGCCACACACAACACAGGGAAUUGAGGAAUCAGUUGUUGAUGACACGUGGGAAAGUUUGCGAUAAAUGGCCAGUUGCGACGUACGUAUUUGUUGCCUGGCUCUGCUCCAUUUCCGUGCAGUUUUGCUAAGGUGACCGCUUCCCUCCACCUCUCUCUCUCUCUCACUCACUCUCUUAUGUUUUUUCGUACAAUGGCUGCAACUGUAAAAUGGUGUCUGCAUUCUUGUGUGCCUAAUGUUAACGCGUGCUGAAAGACACAGCGCGGGAAGGUUUCGGUAGAACUCGAUGUAACGUUUGCAAGUAAUCUCUUCUCUCUUUUCUUUUCUUUUCUUUUUUUUAAUUUUAAAUUAAAUAAAAAUCGGUGAUAAAUAAAUAAAGAAAAUAAAUAAAUAAAUGUCAUUCUGGGAAUCUGU
Molecule: messenger RNA, 5899 nt
Organism: Solea senegalensis (Senegalese sole)
Lineage: Eukaryota; Metazoa; Chordata; Actinopteri; Pleuronectiformes; Soleidae
Gene: myo1b
Product: myosin IB
Exons: 32
Coding region: 302-3802 (1166 amino acids)
Biological process (GO): actin filament organization; vesicle transport along actin filament
Cellular component (GO): brush border; microvillus; actin cytoskeleton
Molecular function (GO): actin filament binding; microfilament motor activity; ATP binding
Source: RefSeq, a predicted model, not a curated record